AAGAUCAUUCAUAACCCUAAAUUCUAUAUCUAUCAAAAAAAAUAUCUCACCCCCAAAAAACACACACACACAAACCCUAACCCUAAAAAAACCCCUUAAUUAUUCUUCAGAUCUCGCGAUGAAAGGAACUAAAUCGGACAAAAAAGCCGACACCAAGCUUUCUGUGAAGAAAACUGCAAAGGGAAAGACUGCCAAGGAUCCAAACAAGCCUAAGAGGCCUGCCGGUCCUUUCUUUAUUUUCAUGGAAGGGUUCAGAAAGCAGUUUAAAGAAGAUAAUCCCAACAACAAAUCAGUUGCAGCUGUUGGUAAAGCUGGUGGUGCUGCAUGGAAAGCCAUGUCUGAUGCUGACAAACAACCCUAUGUUGACAAAGCUGAGAAACGGAAAAAGGAUUACGAAAAAACAUUGGCUUCAUACAACAAGAAGCUGGUUUCUGGUGGUGACAAUGAUGAUGACUCUGACAAGUCUAAGUCAGAGGUUAAUGAUGAAGAUGAUGAGGAGGGCAGUGAAGAGGAUGAAGAUGAAGAGUGAAAUCGGAUCUAAUGGCGUCGAUGAUCAUCAAAAACGUAUCUGCUUUGUAGUACCAUAAGGUUAAAAGCCUCUUUAAGUAAUGGAUAUGUUGACUUUGUUAUGUUUAUUAUGCAAUAGUAUUGGAUAGAUGUUUAGUUACUAUUAUUAUUAUGGUGCAUAGAGAACAAGUUAGUUUUGUUGCUUUAGUGUUUGACAUUUGUAUUCUCAGUUAGUCUUUUCUAAGAAAUGCGUUAUGCUUUUAGAAGGUA
Messenger RNA from Erigeron canadensis, 777 nucleotides. Its product is annotated as HMG1/2-like protein. The coding region runs from base 119 to 529 and encodes 136 amino acids. The record is from RefSeq and is a predicted model, not a curated record. Lineage: Eukaryota; Viridiplantae; Streptophyta; Magnoliopsida; Asterales; Asteraceae. The transcript has 8 exons.